Molecule: messenger RNA, 3501 nt
Organism: Amborella trichopoda
Lineage: Eukaryota; Viridiplantae; Streptophyta; Magnoliopsida; Amborellales; Amborellaceae
Gene: ECA3
Product: endoplasmic reticulum-type calcium-transporting ATPase 3
Biological process (GO): calcium ion transport
Cellular component (GO): membrane
Molecular function (GO): ATP hydrolysis activity; ATP binding; P-type calcium transporter activity
Source: RefSeq, a predicted model, not a curated record
UUCCGACUACUGUUUCAUUUCCACUUCUGCUUACGAGCUCGGCCAUGGAGGAUGCUUAUGCCAGAUCCAUUUCAGAGGUUCUGGAAGCAUUUAGAGUGGACCCAACAAAGGGACUCGCUGAUUUGCAGGUUGCAGAGAAUGCGAGAACCUAUGGUAGAAAUGUAUUGCCUCAAGAAGGAAGUACACCCUUCUGGAAAUUAAUAUUGAAGCAAUUUGAUGAUUUGGUGGUGAAAAUAUUGAUUGCGGCUGCUGUUAUAUCCUUCAUUUUGGCUUUAAUUGAUGGUGAAACAGGUUUUGCGGCCUUUUUGGAACCUUCUGUCAUACUGUUGAUCUUGGCAGCCAAUGCAGCAGUUGGAGUAAUUACUGAAACAAAUGCUGAAAAGGCUCUAGAAGAAUUAAGGGCAUACCAAGCUGAUGUUGCAACUGUAUUGAGAAAUGGUUGCUUCUCCAUAUUACCAGCUACAGAACUUGUACCAGGAGAUAUUGUGGACGUUGGAGUGGGGUGUAAAGUUCCUGCUGACAUGAGGAUGAUUGAAAUGUUCAGUAAUCAGUUGCGCGUUGACCAAGCUAUACUUACAGGUGAGAGCUGCUCUGUUGCAAAAGAGCUGGAUUCAACUGUGACAACAAAUGCUGUGUACCAGGACAAGACAAAUAUACUUUUCUCGGGGACUGUAGUUGUGGCUGGGCGAGCAAGAGCUGUUGUCGUGGGUGUCGGUUCUAAUACUGCAAUGGGAAGCAUACGUGAUGCAAUGCUAAGAACUGAAGAUGAAAUUACACCUCUGAAGAAAAAGCUUGAUGAAUUUGGAACCUUUUUAGCAAAGGUUAUCGCAGGAAUUUGUGUCCUAGUUUGGGUUGUAAAUAUUGGCCAUUUUCAUGAUCCUUCUCAUGGUGGUUUUCUCCGUGGGGCAAUUCAUUAUUUUAAGAUUGCUGUUGCACUUGCGGUUGCCGCAAUUCCUGAGGGACUCCCUGCUGUUGUUACUACGUGUUUGGCGCUUGGUACAAAACGCAUGGCAAGAUUGAAUGCAAUUGUGAGAUCUCUCCCUUCAGUGGAGACUUUGGGCUGCACUACUGUAAUCUGCAGUGAUAAAACAGGGACUCUCACGACUAAUAUGAUGUCUGUAUCAAAGAUUUGUGUAGUUUCUUCUGUCCAUCGUGGACCUGUUUCCACUGAAUACACUGUUACUGGAACAACUUAUGCUCCAGAAGGCAUAAUUUUUGAUGCUGCAGGGUUGCAGCUUGAAUUCCCUGCUCAAUUCCCAUGUCUUCUGCACAUAGCUAUGUGUUCAGCCCUUUGCAAUGAGUCCACUUUGCAAUAUAACCCAGAUAAAGGGAAUUAUGAUAAAAUUGGCGAGUCAACAGAAGUUUCCCUUCGGGUUCUUGCUGAGAAGGUUGGACUUCCUGGUUUCGAUUCCAUGCCUUCAGCCCUGAACAUGCUGAGCAAACAUGAACGUGCAUCUUACUGUAACCGCUAUUGGGAGCAGCAAUUUAAAAAGAUUGCUGUUCUGGAAUUCUCUCGAGACCGUAAAAUGAUGAGUGUGCUCUGCAGCCGAAAGCAGCAGGAGAUAUUGUUUUCAAAAGGUGCUCCAGAGAGUAUAAUUGCCAGAUGUUCAAAUAUUUUAUGCAAUGAUGAUGGUUCUGCUGUUCCACUUACUGCGGAUAUACGGGCUGAGUUAGAGUCUAGGUUCCACAGCCUUGCAGGGGAAGAAACCCUCAGAUGUUUGGCUUUUGCUUUGAAACGAAUGCCCACAGGUCAACAAACUAUUUCAUUUGAUGAUGAGACAAAUCUCACAUUUAUUGGCUUGGUUGGAAUGCUUGAUCCACCCAGAGAAGAAGUGAAAAAUGCUAUUCUAACAUGUAUGGCUGCUGGAAUACGUGUCAUAGUAGUGACGGGGGAUAACAAAUCCACUGCAGAAUCACUCUGUCGUCGAAUUGGGGCAUUUGAUCAUGUAGAAGAUUUUGCAGGUUGCUCUUUUACUGCUUCUGAAUUUGAAAGCCUUCCUCCUACACAACGAGCACUAGCUCUGCAGCGUAUGGUACUUUUUACCAGGGUUGAACCAUCUCAUAAGAGAAUGCUGGUUGAAGCUUUACAACACCAAAAUGAAGUGGUUGCAAUGACUGGUGAUGGUGUCAAUGAUGCCCCUGCUCUAAAGAAAGCAGAUAUAGGAAUUGCUAUGGGAUCUGGGACUGCCGUUGCCAAGAGUGCUUCAGAUAUGGUCCUGGCAGAUGAUAAUUUUGCCUCCAUUGUUGCUGCUGUGGCAGAGGGAAGAGCAAUAUACAAUAACACAAAACAGUUCAUCCGGUACAUGAUCUCUUCAAAUAUUGGAGAAGUAGUUUGUAUUUUUGUGGCAGCAGUUCUGGGUAUGCCAGAAACCCUUGUUCCUGUACAACUACUUUGGGUGAAUUUAGUAACCGAUGGUUUGCCGGCCACAGCCAUUGGAUUCAAUAAGCAAGAUUCCAAUGUUAUGAUGUCCAGACCUCGCAAGGUUGGUGAGGCAGUAGUGACUGGGUGGCUGUUUUUUCGUUAUUUGGUUAUUGGUGCUUAUGUUGGUCUUGCUACCAUUGCCGGAUUCAUAUGGUGGUUUGUGUACUCAGAUGGGGGUCCAAAGCUUCCAUAUUACGAAUUAGUAAAUUUUGAUACGUGUUCCACAAGAGAAACAACAUACUCCUGUACUGUAUUUGAAGAUCGCCAUCCGUCAACUGUCUCAAUGACUGUUCUUGUUGUUGUUGAGAUGUUUAAUGCGUUAAAUAACCUUAGUGAGAACCAAUCUCUCAUUGUAAUUCCACCUUGGAGUAAUUUAUGGUUGGUUGGGUCGAUUGUCCUUACCAUGAUUCUUCACCUAUUGAUAUUGUAUGUGGAGCCAUUGUCAAUACUUUUCUCUGUAACUCCACUUUCUUGGUCUGAGUGGAAAGUGGUCAUUAAUCUUUCUUUCCCUGUAAUUAUAAUUGAUGAGAUACUGAAGUUAUUGUCUAGAAAUGUCAGAGGGAGAAGGUUCAACUUGAGGUUCGGGAAACGUGAUUUACUACCAAAAAGGGAAAUACGUGACAGAUAGUAAGGGCUGGAGGGAUUGCCCAAACCAGAUUUUGACCGCAUAGUGGUUCAUUACAUGCAUUAAUCUCAUAACCCCUGUUCUUGAAGUUGAGAAAACGUCAAGAGUUAUACGAGUAAGGCUUCGAGGUUUUAGAAAGGCAAGCGAGUGCAUUGCCCCUGAUCUUCAGUGCUUUUAGAGAUCAAGGGGAGUUUCAUUCUCAGACAAAAUGUUGUAAUUCACAGGUAUAGUGACUUCUUGGUGUGAUUACAUGUUUCUCUUAAUUGUGAUGAUUUUGUUGUGCAUGUUUGUGUUUACAUCGUUGUAAGUAUUUAAAAACUGGGUGCUGCAUCCCUUGGCCCAACGCCAUGCUUCAUGGGUUUGUUAUGUAAUAUGCCAUAAAUGUGAGUUAAGACUUUGCAAUACUGGCUCACUAUUUUAUUUAUUUUGAUAUUAACCAUAUAUAUUAAACAUC